AUGGACAUUUGGCCAUACUCUCUACUUAGACAGGUUGUAUCAUUGAUACCAAACAAUGCAGAUCGUAUCAAGAUAACAUUGUUAUGUAAGAGAUUGUUUGAAGUGCGAGAGAAGUACUUAAGCUUCAACACUCAACAGUUCAUUCUACAACGAACAAAGUACAACAGCACUUCAAUCGCAUCACAUCUCAACUCUUACAAACAGAUUAUAUUCAAUGAUGUCGCACUCAAGAAGAAUCAAUCAGCACUCAUCACUAUUCCCAUGCACAUUGUACCACUCGACUCAUUCGAUCAUUGCUUCUUCCUGUCAAUGACAUCAGUGCAGGAUAUAUGGCAAGAUGAGAUAUUAUCCAUGCAUGAUAGGAUUGGCCGCAUUGAGAUAAUGUCACCGUCAGACUAUCCAUUCAGCUCAUACUUCUGGAUAGAGCUGAGUGUUCUAAUGGAGAAGUUGUCGCGAUCAGGUUCAAAUGUACAGUUGGCAUAUAAUGAGAGGUCAUGGAAUAGACGUAACAUGGCACCACUUCCACGUCUACCAUUCACAGAGUUGACAAUAGUGUUUGAUGGAGAUGUUGCGUCAACCGAUCAUACCGCAUUCAAUCAAACUAUAAUGGACCUACCUAUAUCAUUGACGGUGCUCAACAUCAAAGGCAACUUUGUGGGCACUUUGGAUGGAGUGUUGCCAGAUGGGCUCAAAGUGUUGACGAUGGAUGACGUAUGGAACCAACCAAUCACCCCUGGAAUCAUCCCUUCAGGUCUUGAAUCACUUAGUCUUGGCAGGCAAUACAACCAUCAUCUUGAUCUCGAGUGUAUUCACAAUCUCACACAUCUAUCACUGGGCGCAGAGUACAACCACGUGAUCACAAGUCCUCCAUCACUCAAGAAACUGAUCAUUCGGUCUCCAAACCCUGUCUUUAGCCAAAUCAAUGAAUCACUCAAAACGUUGAUCCUCAAACGAGUACAGAGCAAUGUGAUCGCGACUAUCACAGGGUCGUCAUUCCCAUCGCUCACAUGUCUACAAGUGCGAUCAUUCACAGACAAGGCGGACAAGAUCCAUCUGAUGUCAUUACCAUUGUCGAUCCAAAGUCUGAGUCUUCAGUUCUCCAGACCAUUCACACUCCCCACCGGACUGAGGGAGUUGAGUCUUUGUACAUUACCUGGAUUCGGUUCGAAGAAGAACAAACAUUGGCUUUCCGAUUCAAUCACAUCAUUGACAAUCAAUCAAUGUGAUGAGAUUCAACAGAUUGGUGAUAUACCAUCAUCGGUCACAUCAUUGACAUAUCAUAGCGGUGCGCCAAUCAACUUUAAACAUCUACCAACUUCCUUGAGAUCGUUGACUAUCUCUGGCGAAUUACUACGACUUCAUCGUCCACCAUCCAACUCAAUCACAGAGUUGAACAUUCUGGACAUCAAUGGACGAAUGUUGGCCAGACUACAUAGAUUAACAGACACACUGUUCCUCCUUCUCAAUGAUGACCUAUCACAUUGUGGCUUCACCAUCUAUGACAGUAUCAUCAAUCAUACCAAGGGUCCAGCAGACCCCACUUCCACAGAGCCUUCAAAGUGCAGUGUUUCCUAA
This is a messenger RNA of Acytostelium subglobosum LB1, 1575 nucleotides long. RefSeq lists its product as hypothetical. The transcript is spliced from 2 exons. Bases 1 to 1575 code for a protein of 524 amino acids. NCBI's taxonomy places the organism in Eukaryota, Evosea, Eumycetozoa, Acytosteliales, Acytosteliaceae. The record is from RefSeq and is a predicted model, not a curated record.